Molecule: messenger RNA, 10537 nt
Organism: Psylliodes chrysocephalus
Lineage: Eukaryota; Metazoa; Arthropoda; Insecta; Coleoptera; Chrysomelidae
Source: the annotation of a GenBank genome assembly
UUUCAAGUUACAAACUAGUUUUCCCUGAGUCACCGAACGAAUAGUAUGUCCGCGUCACGCGAUCGCUUCUAUCAAACCAAUCAGUUUGCAAUCGUUUCGUAUCCGACACGUGUGACGUGUGAAGUGCUCUACUGUUGAUUCUGCACAUUUUACUGUUGACAGAUUUGGAUUUUGUGUUGGUGGGGGGGAGUGAUCGGAACACUCGUUUGUGUUUGAUCUCGAUGAAUCUAUUUAAAACGUAUACGCGCAGGCCGCGUCUUAAUCCGCAUCCUAGUGAUUUAGAAAGACCUUUUAAUUAUAUGUAAAGUGGAAUAUGGGAAUCUGCUUAGACACAGAACAAAGUGAUGGUUCCCAAACAUUUGAAGAAGGACGAGAAACUUGGGCUAAUAAUUCGCCCAGAGCAACUGCAAACGUUACCACACCUCCAGCAGGAAAAUUUCCCAUGCAUAACGGAUCUAAUAUACAUUUCGAAUCACCAAAAGUGCCGGUUAUUUUCAUACUUGGUGGUCCUGGGAGCGGUAAGGUAACCCAUUGCGACAGCUUGAUGCAAGAAAAGAAAGGAGUUACUCAUAUCAACAUGACUGACUUGUUACAACAGUAUGCCAUUGGAAAUGAUAUGCCAGAUUUUGGCCUUCUUUCCAGCAAAACUGUAACAGAAGUUCUCAUGUUAGAGAUGAAAAUGGCUCCCAAUGCCAAGACUUAUCUUGUGUCAGGGUAUCCAAGAAAUAUGCGUGAUGUUGUUGAAUAUUCAGAAAAGAUUCAAAGUGUCCAAGGCGUUAUACUGAUAUCGUGGAGGCAAAAAGUGUUAGAAAGACAAAUAGACUAUGGUGCCAAAUUAGGUCAAGUUGUUUUAUCCUUAGCUCGUAUGGAAUUAAAUAAUUUUUACAAGAAUGUCAUACCUGUGGCCGAAUAUUUUGAUCAAAGUAAUAUGUUAAUAUCGAUUAAUGGCGAACGGGUACCCUCCGACGUUUAUCAAGAUUUCAAAGCAGCUGUCAUCCGAAUUCUAGGCAUGCAAGACAAUCCACCGGUGUUUUUAAAUGGAAAGGUAGCUCCAGUGCCGGAUAAUGUUGUUACCACUGAACUUCCACAAGUGUCUAUGCCAUCUACUACCCAAAUACCACCUGUACCCCGCUCUCAGCAACUCCAGCAAUCACCAGAUCGUCCGCAAACCCGAGUCAUAUCCGUUAAUCCAAGCACGCCCAAUUUUAGAUCCCCUACAAAGGCUUAUCCACCAGUCUUAUGGGUAAUCGGCGGGCCGGGUAGUAACAAGGCUGCUCUCAGCGCGAGCGUUGCCACAGAAAUAGGCUGGGAGCACGUCAGUCUUGGAAAAAUUUUGAGAAGCAUCGCCGACCAACCAGAUGCUAAGAAAAAUAAGGAGGUGGCGAAGUUGAGGGACUGCAUCAGUAACGGUGAAUUGGUGCCGGAAGAUAUUAUUGUGAAAUACGUUGAGAAAAUUAUGGUGGAUAAUAUGGAGAAAGAAGGUCUGAUUCUUGAUGGUUAUCCAAGGGAUAUGGAGCAAGUUACUGAAUUUGAAUUGAGGUUUAAACAGAAGCCAGCUAUAAUACUCCUUGACUGCUCUAAAUUGCAACUAGGAAGAGGCCGAUUGGACGAUAGUGUAACGGCUUUUAGAAGAAGAUUAGAAAUUUUCAGACAGUCAUCAUUACCAAUGUUACGAGCCAUGGAUAGCAUAGGAAGGCUGACAAUAGUCGAUGGAGAUACCGAUACAACACCAGUUCAGCAAGACUUCAAAAACGUAGUCAAAGAACAUAUCGAUUAUUUAAAAUCCCAAUCGCAGGAACACGAGAUGGUUACACAAAACGGUCACAUACCAAAUGGUCACGCUAUUUCGAAUGGCCACGUACCGCAGGACACCCAGUUACUUGAUCUAGAAGAUGAGGAGCCCUUAGAGACUAUAAGUAAAAGAGUUAGUAACGGAAUUAAUGGAGUUAACGGAGUGAAUCAUAUGGCAAAUGGCCAUGUUAAGAACAUUGCGAAUGGUGUAGUUAGGAACGGGUUGCCUAAUUAUAGUCAAGUGGCCGAGAUCGAAGGACACAUGUAAUUAAAAUGUGGCUUAGUUUAAAUUAUAUAAAUUUCACAAAUUAAGAAAUUAACGUACGUAUUUAAGUAUUAGUAACGUUUCUCUAGCGAAAUUAUUAAAAUUUUGGUAGUUGACUUUUGAUCUAAGUUUCAUAGCUUUUAUAAAUGCUAUGGAAGUGAUAAAGUUGAAACUAGUAUCCAGAGUUAGCAGCCUCUGUUAGAAAAUGGACAUUAGGUACUUGAAUUGCUUUAUUUUGUCAUAUCUAACUAAUGUCCAUUUUCUAACAGGCUGCUAACUCUAGCUGUUAGUUCCUCUAGCUUAACACAGAAGUGGUUUAUAUUCUUUCUAGCAAUUAUUAAUUACCUAGAAUAAAUAGUUAAAUUCAUACCACUAUUGUUGCUCUUUGUUAAUAAUAUGCUUUGAUGAUUCAUUGUUAUGUAGUUUUACCUAAAAUUCAUCUGAUAUGAAACCAAAAUGAUAAAAUAUUUGAAGGAUAACUCUAGAGAAACGUUACUCAUCAAAAUUAUAAUUUACAUUUCUAACUAAAACAGUUUACUUUCAAAAAAUAAAAAAUACUUUAUUAUGUAUAAUUUUCUAGCAGUUUUAGCAAGAAAGAAUUGUCAGUAUUUAAAUAGUAAGUAAAAUGCAACUAAAGAAAAAACGAAUUAAGAAGCAUGAUACAAGUAAUUUUAUAUUAUUUUUUGUACUAUCUUUAUUUGCAAAUAAACUAAAAACUAAACGAUUGAUUAUAUGUCCAGUUUAUCAGCAUCUAUUUAAGACAAAUUUACCAUUAUUUAUUAAAGAAAAUUACUUUGUUUUAUGAAAGAUGUUGAAAUUCUAAGCUAUAAAUUAUAAUGAGUAUUUUUCUAAAUGCUCAUUAAGAGUUUGUAUAUCCUGCUUAGUUCAUGUUUUCUUUGUAAAUAUUUGAAGAUAACACCUACCUACUCAAACAAGAGAAAAAGUAAUGUGAUAGAUGAAUAAUUGUUUUGUAAUUAUUUAAAAAUAUAUACAUAGAUAAGUACGUACCUACUUAAGUAUUUAAUGGUGAGAAGAAGUGCCUUAGGUUUGUCAUGUUGGUAAAAAUAUUAAAUUUUCUGAAUUAUAAUGUUUAUAUAGUAUAUAAAAUAUAAUGAGAACAUUUCAAUGAAACGCAGUUUUAAGUUGCUUGGCGUACUCUUAACACAUCUAAAGUUUUCCGUUUAAUAGAGGAGAAUCGCCUAAUAUUGGAUACUUUUUUAACUGUUGAAUUAUAUCAAAAAACAUCCUUACAUUUGCGCUAGUUUAAUGAAGUUAUAGCAUAACUAAGUAUAUAUUAUCAGUUAAGAUGGUCGGCAAAAGAAUAAAAAAUUAUUUCAGGAAGUAAUUAAAUAUUUUUGAAAAAUUGCUGAUUUUGUCAAUUUAGAAAAUAGAAGCCUAAUAUUUGAUAGGGUAUCCAAUAUUAGGAAACCAUUUUUUAUUCAAAAACUAUUGAUAAUUUCAAAACUGUAUUGAGGAAAAUACAAAACAAAUAAAAAAUUCCACUUUACAGCUUUAACAGGGCAAAUCAUCCAUCCAUACAAAAGUCACAGAUGUAAUUGUUUUUGCCUUCAGCAUCAGCACAUGCUUCAUGGAACCAUCUGUAACACUUGCAACACUUUAUCCAUUUUUCUCCUACUUUAUCUGAAGGAAAUGAUUCCAAGCAGAAGGGACAAUCCGCAUUUUCUUCUUCUGGAUCCAUAUCAUCUUCCGAAUCCGCAUUUUGGACUUUCUCUUAUGAUUCUGAGGAAUGCGAGGAAACAACAACUUUUUACUUUUUCUUUUGAGAAAUGUAAUUUUUCUUAAUUUUUUCAGAUGAUUUUGAUUGAAAUUUUAAAUUCUCAAACUUUUUCGUUGUUUUUAGACUUUGUGAUUCCUCAAGAGCUGUUUUGUAGGGCGAACCUGUAACUAAGGCGGCGGCACCAGAGUUUUUCCGUUUUACUCCUGAAGGACCAGGUAUUACUGGCAAUGGAUGUAUGUCAGCUGGUUUUACAAAAUUAAUUUGCUUUUAUUUAUUAGUAAUAGGAACCGAAGGUUCUAUAUUUGGUUUAUUACAAAUAAUAUUUUGUAAAACAAUUAUUUUUGGUUCAGAUUUUUGAGCAAUUGGUUCAGAUUUGGUCAUUUCUUUCUUUAAUAUCAUUUGGGGGUCCAUUUUCUGGGUUAAUAUUUUCAGUUUCAAUUUGUCAUGAAUGGAAAAACAUGGUCCCGGAAAAUAUUCCUAUUAAAAGGCAUAAUGCCACAUUUUCUAAAUCCGUUUAUGGAAAUUUCCAUCGAUGCAGUUCUUGAAUAUGCUUUUCCUUGACAAUAAUACGUUUUAAAAGGUCCCAUAAAUGCCACAUCCAAUGGUUGAACCUUGUGAUUUUUCCGAGCCUUGUUAAUUACAUCCAAAUUUCACGUGUAUGUAUAGUGCUUAUCCAUUAUUAAAAUAACAAGAUCAUCGUGGGAUGGCUUGGCAUGCGUAAUAAAAUGAUCCAUCCAUUGCGUAAAUCAAUAUGACUGAAUCCAACCAGAAGGAUGACAUUUUCCAAUUGAUCCUGGAGGCGCUCCAUUCAUAUGCUCUACUUUAAAAUUUUUCCGUGGAAAAAUCAUCAUUGGGGGUAUAAAAUGUCCAUUAGCAUUCAUGCAGAAAACAACAGUGACCAGCGCACCUCGUUCUGUUGUUGUCAAUGCUCCUACUUGUUUUCUUUUACGCUAAUUACUUUAGUAUGCUUGUGUUGGACUGCAGUUAUUCUCGUUUCGUUAACAUUAUACAUUUUACUUGGAUUAAACUUAAUUUUGUCCAAUUGUGGUUACAAAAUAUCAUAAAUUUAAUCAGAUUUUCUUUAGUAAAUCCUUUGAUUCUAGCUGCGGAUACACAUUGAGGAGUUCUAGAAGAAAUAUUUUUGUUUCGUCUCAAAAAAUUCCUUAGCCAUUUUUUCCCAGCGUUAACUCUUGUUUUUGAAAAUGGAUGGGCAAAUUAUUAGCUAGAGCCAUAGAACCUUUCCUCUAAUUCCAGAUAAUGUAUUGCCAACUCUUUUUCCAAUACUUCAGGUAGCACUGGCUUACGACCAAGAGUCGAUUUUUCUAAAUUUUCUAGGGGAUUUUUAAAUUUACAGUAAUACUCCAAUGUAGAUUUCGGAACAUUGUACGACUUGGCACCUUUCAAAUAUCCCAUCUCUGUAUUUAUUACUGUUUGAAUAGCACUAGUCAUAUUUUCUUUAUUCCAUUGCUUUCUUUUCUUAGUAGCCAUUUCUGUAAAUAAUAUAUUAUUGCAGUUGACCUCAAAGCAUUGCCUGAUAUUGGAUAUCCAAUAUUGGGAACCUGUAGCUAUCCAAUAUUAGGCACAUCAUAAAAUUUUUAGGUUAUAAUUAUUUUAGACAAAAAAAUAAGAUUUUAUUAAUAAAAACUCUUGUUAAAUUUUACUCUAUAACAUGCAUUAGCCAUCCCAUUUGUAAAUAUUUCAAAUGUUUACCUUUUAAUUGAUAAUUCAGCACUUAAUAUAGGAAGCAAAUAAUUUUCAGACACACACAUUUCCUUUUAAUGUCUUUUAUAUCAACAUAGUCUAUUAUAGAACCCUGCAAACUUAUUGGAGGGGUUUUAAGGUGUAACGCAGCUCCUGGUUAAUAGAUGGAAGAACAUAUAUACAGUUUCAUUUUUAAAAUAAAGUCUGUUGAUCACUGGAAAUUUUUUAAAGAAUGCAAGGCACUUUCGACUUAAUAAGGUCAUUUUCAGGCACAAAAGUAUCUGAAAUAAUCUAAAAUAAUUGAAAAUUUACGUCUCAUCACUAGAAGAAAUAUAUUUGACUUGGUUAAUAAAUUAUUUAAAAAUUAUGUGGUAAAAAGUAAACUACAUCAAUACUUUUUUGUUUGGUAUUUAAACUUGUUAAAAAACAAUUUUUUAUAUUUUAAUUUUUUAAAUAAUUUAUUAACGGUCUACAGAAUGAGGCGCUACCAGUGGUCUUUUCUGUAUAAAAAAAAAGGACAGGAUUAUUUUUAAUAUAUCCUAAAAUUAGGGGUUACAAAGCAACAACUGUGUUCGUCUCAUAUUCAUUAUUAAUUCAGAAUUUUAAUAUUUUUAUUACACUAUCGGGAAAAUGGGUCCAACAGUAUUUUAAUUAUAGUAAAAAAAGUAUUGUUAGAUUAAAUAAUUAAAAAUAACUAUUAUUAAGCCGCUGGCCGGCAUUUAUAUAUUACCAUUUGUAUGUUUUUAUAUGAGAUGUAAAACACAAAUUGAACUAACUCACUAAUUACAUAGAUUAAUUAUUGCAAAAAUGAAUUUGAUGUUUGAAUUUGAGAGCAUUCAUAGAAUUUUCACACUAGUCCCUAUUUUUAAUAGGGGAAUAAUUGUAUUAAAAUGAUGCCAAAUUUAGUAAAUACCCUUAUAAUCCAAAAAAUAUUAAUUCGCAUAAAGCUGAAUCUUUGUUUAAUUGUUUAUAUCAACAAUAUAAAAUAAAUAUCCCCAUCGGUCCCGCAUAUCCAACAAGUAUUAGAAAUUAAAAAUUUAAAAAACCGACUUCAAAAACGUGUAGAUGUCAUCACCACAUCUUAACCAAAUUUAUAAGGUACCCCCUUACUAACAAAAAAAGAAUCAUAUAAAUCGGACAAGAUGGUAAAGCAUAAUCGCUAAACAUACAUAAAAAUAAACAGAGGAUUUUCUCAUGGACCCAAUUAUUAAAUUUUGACCAAAUUUAUAAGAGACCACCCCUGAAGCACCCUCUUUCUAACAAAAAAAAGAAUCAUUGAAAUCGGACACCGUGUUAAAGAAUUAUCGCUGAACAUACAUAAAAAAAAAUAUUGUGGCGAAUUGAGAACCUCUUCCUUUUUUGAAGUCGGUUAAAAACAGUUAUUCAAGGUCAAAGUUAGCAAAAAUAGAUUUUUGCAUUUUUCAGCAAAACUAAGUUUUAUUAUAAAAAUACAUGCAAUUAUUCACAAAAAAAUUGUUCUUUUUCCUAAGAGUCGCCGUUUUUGAGAUAUAGCAAUUCAAAAGUUGAAGAAGCUGCAUUCUUUAUAAUAUAUAUGAGCACAGGCUUCCUAUGACAAAAGUUGCGCAGUUUUGUAUUCAUUAAAAUGGUGCUAAGAAAUCUGUGAUACCUACAGGAAGAUUCAAAAUACCGGACAUAAAAUUAAUGAAUUAAAAGAAAUGACAAUUGUAAUUUGUUGUCCGAUAUUUUAAUUCUCCCUGUAGAUAUCAAAUGUUUCUUGGUCAUUUUAAUUGCACAAAACUCAACAACUUUUUUCAAUUUUAAGCUCCAGAAGGAGUGCUUGCAGCAGCAACGCUAAGCUCAAUCGGUGGGCAAAAUUUUACUUUCUAUCUAUUACCGUUUAAGAAAUAACAAUACUGUCCUUAUGAAAUAGUAGCGACCCUGUAUACAUUACUAGACACAAUACAAUAAAAGAGAUUGGACUUAUAUCUACACAUAACGUGUGUCUUUUUUCCAUCAAUUUGUUGGAUUCGCUGUUUCAUCGAUGCUAUCUUGAACGCCUUGUGUUGAAUUCGUUUUAUUUGUGGUUAAUCAUUGAAAGAAAGGACAGUUGUUGACAGUUUGGAUUUAAAUUUCGUUUAUAAUUUUAUUUAAAUGUACCUAUGUACCUUAAUUUGAAAGUAUAUAUAAACGACUAUUUUUUCGGUUGACACCUCAGCUCCCGCGAUACAGCUGUCAGUUGUCACAUUUAGUCGGAAAAACCAUCAAUUGAAACCGAUUGAUUGGUGUUGCAACGAGCCGAAAAUCGAAAGCUUAAGAUCGAAUUUCUUAUGCUCAUAUGUCGUUGACAUAUCGCCGACAAGCUACUACAAGCCAUUUUAGUGCUUAUUAUGGUUCCACUGACAAAGUGAUUUUUAAGUGCUUUUUUUCGUUUUGUUUACCUAAAUUAUAUCGUUUUUUCACUUUAAUUAAUAUAUUCCUAAAUAUAACAUGCAUCAAAUCGUUUAGUUACCAAUUACAUACCUUUAAACUAUUUUGAUGACCUGCAAAUAAUAGUUAUAAAAAAACUUAAAAACAAUGAAAACGUAUAUGUCAAAUUUAUUGAUGUUUCACUUAAAAGUUUGGUUAGAAUUAAAUGUCAGUUGAACCAAAAUGACAUCACACUAAACUGGCGUAUUUGUCUUCAACGAUUCUUUAUAGUAAAAAGUAGUGAAAACACAUGUUUAUUAUUAUUUUCUAAACAAAUUUAUGCCAUUUUUCGUUAAAUAAAAAAAAAAUUGGCAAUGUUGCUUUAUUUCUAAUAAACCUUUGUCUGAAAGUGAAAUUGUUACUGUUGAUCGUGGCAUGAAGACGUUGAUGGAUGCAACUAAUACCUGUAAGAACAAAAAUGUGUGACAAUUUACCUGCAAUAUCGUAAAAAGUACACUCUAAAGAGUACUUUUGCUGCAGUUAAGAGGCAACACGAAAAAAAAACAAGCUGGUACACCUAAAGUAAGUCCUCCUCGUACUAGAGCACGAAAAUGAUGAUGAAAUAUCUAGAGCACUACUGGAUCAGUUUAAUCAAAGACUAAAAGAAGUUGAACAACGAGGACCUACCGCAAAACUGUGAAUACAAUAUUUUAGAAUGGUGUCAAUUGCAAAGUUCAUAAGAGCAGAACUUAUGGGAGAUCGUUAAGCUCAUUUUAACAGAGUAAAAGAAAUUGUUCCUUAUUUACACGCAUCAAAACAUUUUCCUUAUGCUAACACUUAUAAUGUUAUAAUUAGAGAACUUUAUGAAGUUUACCGAAAAUUUACUGUUAGGCGUUCAGAUAAAUUAUGUUGCCCGAGGAAAAAGUACGAAAGAGAGUGUCAUAAGUAAACGGGUUUAUAGCAUGAUGCAUACAAUGAAUAGUAUGUGUAAAGGACUGGCGAUUUUGCUGUUAUAAUGGAUACAAUAGACCACCAUGCUGACGCGAGUGAUUCAUGAGUAAAGAAAAAUGCCAAAGACAUGUAAAAACUUCUAAGAGUAGUUUUCAUCACAUGGUCCUUUUCCGGAGAUAAACAAAAUUGUAUAUAUUGCUAAUUACUCUUUGGUGAUGACAAAAUUAACUGUCAUGAAGCUCGUGAAGUUGGGCUUGCUUCCAUGACUAAAAUGACAGGACUGAUAUUUAAUACCAUUAAAUUAAAACGCGCUGAUCAAGUUAUUCCUCUUUUAACUAUAAGUAGCACCAUCAAAGUCCACGAUGAGAAAGUACCAGCUGACCCUGUUUUAUUAUUUCAACACAUGAGAGUAUUACAACGGCAUUCGAAGAUGAAAUUAAAAAUAUUUGGAAUAUGAGCUCCCUACCUGUUAUCAUUGCUCGAUGAUAUUGGAAUGCGUAACACACAAAAGUCAGCCAUUUCUGAUUGUUUUCAAAUACUAUACAUUGAUAUUGACAAUACAAGUGCUACGUACAUCAUCGAUGGAGAAUACCUAUUGCGCCGCAUUGUGUGGGACGCGAGGAAACAUUUAACGCUGUUGUAGGUAAAUAUGUUCAGUAUGUGCAUAGACAUUUUGGCGAAAGAGUAACUGUUGUAUUUGAUGAUUAUACUGAUUAUAAAAACAAUAUUAAACCGUUCCCACAAAGCAACAUCGAUUUCUUACAAACACUCACAACAAGUCACGGCUCAUAUCAAUGUUAAAAGAAUUUCACCACUGAAAAUAUUUUAGUCAAGCAAGCUAAUAAUGACGCUGAUGUUCUAAUAGUUGAAACAGCAAUAAAACAAGUAAACCAGACAACUGCAACUAUUGUAGUUAGUGAAGAUAUUAAUUUAUUAAUUUUACUUACUGCCAGAACUCCAACCGGCCAAAUUAUCUAUUUUCUAAAACCUGGGAAUGCUAAAAAAAAGGUAAAUAUAUUCAUUAAAAAGUUUUUCUAAAUGUAAAAGCACAUAUUAUUUUUACACGCAGUAACUGGCAGCGAUACAUCAGCAAUUUUCAGUAGGGGCAAAAUCAACAGUUUUGAAAAUGUUUGAAAAGAAGGAUGUAGUUGAUGGUGCUCCAAUUUUUAAAGAGAGUAACUCUACCUAACAAUCUGUAAUCAACAACGGACUUCGCUUCCUUCUACCUGUAUGUGAAGCUUCAAAAAAAUAACCUGCUUAGAUAAGUUCCGAUACUUAUUUUUUGUAAAAAAUAGGUACUCAUAACAAUAAACGAGUGCAAUUAGCUACUCUUCCCCCAGCUUCUGCUUCUGCUCAGCAACAUCUAUGUCGGGUACAUUAUGAAGUUUAAGUGUGGCUUAAUAAUCAACUGAAGCCAGAAGACUGGAGCUGGAAAUUAAUUGAAUAUUUAGAACCAAUACACACUUUACUUCCACCUGCACCGGAAAAACUCCUAAAUACAUUUAUUUGAAAUUGUAAAAAGGAUGUAUUACGAAAUGCGGAUGCAAAUAAGUUUGAUUAUUUUAUCAGCAUGUACUGUUGUCAAGGCCAGUCGUGCUCCAAUGUUGAAUCGGCAUCAGAAGAGGAUUGCUACGAUAUCAGUGAGGAAACAUGUGAUGCAUCGCUGUUAGAACAAUUCACGUAUAUCCAGCAGGAAGAAGAAGAGGAGGAAGAAGAAGACACUG